AUGGCUCUUUCGGCGCGCCUCCCGUCGACCUCCCUCGCCUCUCGAGCCACGUCGCGCCACCAUAGCGCGGCCGAAGUUCUGUCGGCCGCCGCUGCUCUCCGCGCGGCGCACCCCUUCCUCGCCUCCGCCGCUUCGCCGUGCGCCCUCACCCUCACCGCGUCACCCGCGCCGUCAGCCGCGGCGGAGUCCGACGUUGCGCCGUUCUGCCCGCUCUUCUCGUCGCGACGCACCGCCUCAUUCGUGCAGCGGGCAGGUUCACGAGCCGGGAGGCACGUGGCGCGCGCCAUGGCAGAGGCGGACGCCACAGCUGCCGCCGGGAACGGCGGAGCUGCCGGGGCGGCACCCGUGGCGAGCGACGGGCAGCGAGUGGCGCGCGUGGCGCGGAGGACCAAGGAGACGGACGUGGAGGUGACGAUCGCGAUCGACGGCGAGGGGCGGUGCUGCUCCGCCACGGGCAUCCCGUUCCUCGACCACAUGAUGGACCAGCUGGCGUCACACGGGCUGCUGGACGUGAGUGUGAGGGCGGAGGGCGAUGUGCACAUCGACGACCACCACACCAACGAGGACAUCGGCCUCGCCCUCGGCUCCGCGUUGGCGGCAGCGCUGGGGGACAGGAAGGGCAUACGGCGCUUUGGGGACUUCUGUGCGCCACUGGACGAGGCGCUCAUCCACGUGGUGCUGGACCUGUCGGGGCGGCCGCACCUGUCGUUUGACGUCACCAUGCCCACAGAGAGGGUCGGCACCUACGACACACAGCUGGUGGAGCAUUUCUUCCAGUCGCUCGUCAACACCAGUGGCAUGACGCUGCACAUCCGCCAGCUAGCGGGCAGCAACACGCACCACAUCAUAGAGGCCACCUUCAAGGCCUUCGCCAGGGCGCUGCGACAGGCCACGGAGAUCGACCCCCGCCGCGCUCACACCGUGCCCAGUUCCAAGGGAGUGCUCUCACGCACACUCGCCGCCGGCAGCUUGCGGAUGGACGUGUUUGUUCGCGGCUCGCAUGGCGCUCGCCUGCCGCUGCUUCCGCGGGGAGGGCAACGGCGCUGCGCAGGUGAUCCGCGUGUGCCGUCAAGCGGGCUCCUCUCCCGGCUCCCGCUCCUUCACUCCGCCGGGCGUUCGGGUCUAUCCGCACCCAAAGCGCGGGAGUCGAUAAGCUGCCGCGCCUCCUUCAACGGCUUCGGCCGGCGAUCCUCGCGCGCGCGGGAUGACCGCAGUCACGCGCAAGCGCGCGCAGAGGGGGGCAUGUGGCAGGGGGAGGAGGGAGAGGAGCGGGGCAAGCGGGAUGCGGGCAGAUCAGCAUCAGGGGGAGCGGGUCCGGCGUGGAUGGGGAUGGGCGCGGGGGAAGGGGGCGCGCGGGCGGGCGUGGGUGACGCACAGCGGCUGCUGAUUGGCGGCGCCAUGCUGGCGGCGGUGACGUGGCUCAAGUUCGCGACGGAGGGCCAUCUGGGGUGGCUGGGCGACGGCGCGCUCGAGGGCGUCGCGCAGCUCUGGUUCGUGUUCUAUCUGUUGGACGUGGCGCUCACCACGGCCACAUGGAUCGUCGGCAAGCUCACCUCCUCGCUCGCCGUUGCCAAUGUACCCCCCCUCGCCUCCCCUUCCCCCCUCGCCUCCCCUUCCCCCCUCGCCUCCCCUUCCCCGCUCGCCUCCCCUUCCCCCCUCGCCUCCCCUUCCCCCCUCGCCUCCCCUUCCCCCUCUUGCCUCCCCUUCCCCCAAUCGCCUCCCCUUCCCCCAAUAGCCUCCCCUUCCCCCAAUCGCCUCCCCUUCCCCCCUCGCCUCCCCUUCCCCUCCCUCUUCUCCUUCUCCUCCCGCUUCCCCUUCCCCCCCGUUUCCCCUUCCCCCCCGUUUCCCCUUCCCCCCCGUUUCCCCUUCCCCGCCGUUUUCGCUUCCCCUCCCGCUUCCCGCUUCGUUCGUUGGGAGCUUCGUUGUCUUUCAAUGCCCGUGGUGCGACCACCAGUUCACGUUCGACAGGUGAGCCCAGGGAGCCCAGGGGGCACGCCCCACGCCCUCACUGCUGCGAGCGGGCUGAAGGGGCUCAGCGCAAUGGGAAGUGUUCCCCUCUCCCUCUCUCUCCGCUUCCCUGCUUCUCAUGCGAUUUUGACUGCUCACCCACCACUUCUUGGCUUUAACCACCUAUGCUUGCUCCGCAGCACUUGUGUGCUUUCUCCUCCAUCUUUGCCUCUACUUUCCGUGUGCUAA
Closterium sp. NIES-65 is the source of this 2196-nucleotide messenger RNA. The record is from the annotation of a GenBank genome assembly. Lineage: Eukaryota; Viridiplantae; Streptophyta; Zygnematophyceae; Desmidiales; Closteriaceae.